Messenger RNA from Schistosoma haematobium, 762 nucleotides. RefSeq lists its product as uncharacterized. The record is from RefSeq and is a predicted model, not a curated record. Lineage: Eukaryota; Metazoa; Platyhelminthes; Trematoda; Strigeidida; Schistosomatidae. The coding region runs from base 1 to 762 and encodes 253 amino acids. The transcript has 7 exons.
AUGGUGAAGGAAUUGAAAUUAAUAAAUGAUGAUAAAGUCUUUAUGAAAUGGAAUGUUCCCGCUUCUUUGUUGGAAAGACAAACUAGGAUAUCAUUGAAUAAAGAGUGCGAUAGAAAUACAGUGAAAACAGAUGAUAAUUUACAAGCUAAUUCUACAGUUGUUGUAGCUGAUUCAAUGGUACAAAAGAAAAAAAAUCUAGUGAAAUGUAUGGAAACAUUGGAUGAUUCUUCGAUGACACUAGAAGAACAUACUAUAAAAAAGAAGUCUGAUUCGAAGGAGAACCUAACUCAGAAAAACACAACUUCUACAUCCAGUAAUGAUUUCGCAUCAAAAGAUCCAAUAUCCACUAUUAUGUCACCAAAGGCUGAACGAUAUGUUCGUAGAUGGUUAACAGAUGCUUCACCAUUAGAGCGCACAACUGCAUUGGAAUUGAUAGACAAGCUCUACCGUGAGACAAACGAACAAGAUCAACUAACUGAUACUCAAUUUCAAAUCGUUAUGAAACGAGUUAAGAACAUUAGCCGGGAUCAAAACAAAACACCACACCCCGUGUUUUCUCGAAGUGAUGGUUCAACGCAUCUCAAGUAUUUAGAUCUACUGACUAAGCAAGAAAGAAGGGACCACUGGAUGUAUUGCAGUUGGCAUCACUUACCUCCUUACAGAAUAUCAAGUACGGCUAAAUACGACUACCCUGGGUCAUAUUAUUUACAUUUAUUGGAAAGACAACCAAAAGAAUAUGUUAUUCAUCCUGACUUAGGUUAA